Bactrocera latifrons is the source of this 416-nucleotide messenger RNA. RefSeq names its product probable insulin-like peptide 1. Gene Ontology annotation, cellular component: extracellular region. The record is from RefSeq and is a predicted model, not a curated record. Lineage: Eukaryota; Metazoa; Arthropoda; Insecta; Diptera; Tephritidae. The transcript is spliced from 2 exons. Gene Ontology annotation, molecular function: hormone activity. Bases 42 to 416 code for a protein of 124 amino acids.
GUGUUGGAACAGUUAGUACAAAUUUAUUAAAAACAAUAACAAUGACUUUGUUGAAAAUCUGCGCUUUGUUACUUGUUCUGUCAGUGGCCUUACAUGAAAGCACCGGCAGGACCGUUUGCGGUCCCGCACUGGAUGCGGUGCUCAGCACUAUUUGCGUGAAUGGCUUCAAUACAAAAUUCAAGAAAUCAAUGGAAUGGGAUGAUCUGGGCAGCAAUGCUUUAGAAGAUGAGCUAGUCUUUCCUUACGCCAGGUUUCCGUUUCUGUCCGAGAUCCACGGCGGGCAGGUCAAUACGCUGGCAAAAACUCGCCGCCACAGAGACACGGUCUUAACCGGUGUUUAUGAUGAAUGCUGCAACAAGGGCUGCACCUACAAUGAAAUUUUCUCUUACUGCAACAGAUUAAAGGCUCAGGAUUGA